Lathyrus oleraceus (garden pea) is the source of this 1331-nucleotide messenger RNA. RefSeq names its product ribonuclease 3-like protein 2. Gene Ontology annotation, cellular component: nucleus; cytoplasm. Gene Ontology annotation, molecular function: ribonuclease III activity; RNA binding. The record is from RefSeq and is a predicted model, not a curated record. NCBI's taxonomy places the organism in Eukaryota, Viridiplantae, Streptophyta, Magnoliopsida, Fabales, Fabaceae. The coding region runs from base 120 to 1148 and encodes 342 amino acids. The transcript has 3 exons. Gene Ontology annotation, biological process: siRNA processing.
GGAUUCUAAUAAUCUACACCUGAGUACAAAUUAAAACAGUUGUAAAAUAUUUGGCGUUUUCACUUUUGUUUUCUGCUUAUUUCAAUCUCUGAAUCUCACACACAAGACGUAAAGAGAAGAUGAAGAUGGAAGCUUCAGUUUCAGCAGUGGAGAAAAUAAUCGGUUACACUUUUCAAAACAAGAAGCUUCUAGAACAAGCCCUAACCCAUACUUCUUACCCUGAAGCCGUUUCAUACGAGCGUCUCGAGUUCGUCGGCGACGCCGUAUUAGGUCUCGCGAUCAGCAAUCACCUCUUCCUCGCUUACUCCUCCGUUGAUCCUGGUACACUCUCCCUCCUCCGUGCCGCUAAUGUUAGCACCGAGAAACUCGCUCGCGCUGCCGUUCGUAAUGGUCUGCACCGUUACGUACGUCACAAUACAUUUUCAAUUGUUGAUAUGAUUAACGAGUUUGUUGAAGCGGUUGAUUGUGAGGAUGACUGUGUUGUUGUUAAGUAUGGUGGAUCGGUGAAAGCUCCGAAGAUUCUUGCUGAUAUUGUCGAGUCUAUUGCUGCUGCUGUUUAUGUUGAUGUUGGUUUUGAUCUUAAAAAAUUAUGGGUGAUAAUACGAGGUGUUUUGGAGCCGAUAGUUACAUUGCAAGAUCUGGAACAAAAACCGCAACCGGUGACAAUGCUUUACGAGAUCUGCCAAAAGAAUGGUAAAAAAGUUGACAUAGAACAACAGAGAAAUGGUGCCAAAAGCACGGCCAAUGUCUAUGUUGACGGAGAGUUGGUUGCAUCCGCUUCCUCAGAUCAAAAGGAUAUUGCAAGGCUUGAAGCUGCCAAGGCUGCCUUGCAUAAACUAGAACGCUUACUGCCUGCCACUACCAUGAUACGUGACUGUUAUGUCGGCAUUGAUGGUACCUUUGAAGUUGAAGCUGCAAAGCAGAAGUUAUAUGCAAUUUGUGGGAUAAAAAAGUGGCCUAAACCAGUAUACAGCAUUGUGAAAGAUGAAGGUACUCCUCAAGAUAAGAAAUUUGUCACUGCUGUACAAAUAGCUACUCCAUCUGCCACACUCCAAAUGUCUGGAGACGAGAAAUCUCGGGUGAAGGAUGCAGAGAACUCUGCAGCUUCUUUGAUGAUUCGGGCCUUACAACAACACAAGUAUGUGUGACAAUUGUGGCCUCCCGAAGUACUGGUUGUAAGUCUAUGUUAGUUUUUGAUUUGUGAGAAAUAGAUACCUGAGUGUAGUUGUAAUUGUAGUCUAUGUAUAGUAAAAUUUGAUUUUGAAUUAUUUAAUUUUAUAAAAUUGAUUUUAUUUAUAAGAAAUGAAUAUAAUUUUUUGUGUUUGGAUCCA